UGCUUUUGAAAUACCCCAAGCCUGACACUUGGUACUGCUCCGUAGCAGUGGGGAGGCACACCUUGUCUGGCGUUGUGAAGAGGCUGUGCGAAAUGGCUGGCUUUAAGGGAUUCUUCACAAACCAUUCUCUCCGAGCUACGACAGCCACACGCCUAUACGAGUCCGGCAUAGACGAGCAGCUGAUCGCCGAAAGAACCGGACAUAGAUCCUCGGCAAUCAGAGAGUACAAACGGACAAGCGACCAGUUGCUGAAGGUUGUCGACGACGUCGUACAAAACAAACGUCGAGCAAAGCCUGCAACUUCUGCUGCGACAUUACCAUGCUCUUCCCGCCAGGAAUCCUCAUGCACUUCCUCGCCAGCUCCGGACAAGUCUCAAACCACGCCAAUAUCAUUUACAGUUGAGAGAAAGGGAACCAAGAUUUCGUUCAAAAUGUAGAGAAAAAUAAAUUCCCGAAUGGUUUGUGUUUUUUGUUUGUAUAUUUUGAAAAGGCUU
Haliotis rubra (blacklip abalone) is the source of this 494-nucleotide messenger RNA. RefSeq lists its product as uncharacterized. Gene Ontology annotation, biological process: DNA recombination; DNA integration. Lineage: Eukaryota; Metazoa; Mollusca; Gastropoda; Lepetellida; Haliotidae. The record is from RefSeq and is a predicted model, not a curated record. Gene Ontology annotation, molecular function: DNA binding. The transcript is spliced from 2 exons. The coding region runs from base 93 to 437 and encodes 114 amino acids.